UCAUGCUGCUGCCAGGUCCAGAGUCUCUCAUGGGUCCCUGUACGGCCUCCCAUUGCUGCUGUCUCCAUCGCCACACUCUGCCAUGUGCCACUUUCAGGUCUCCUCACACUGCUGGUGUGUUGAAUUUUUUUGACAUAGGGUGCUGGCAGAUUACGGGCCUCCCAUAGCUGCUGCCAGGCCCCUAAUCUGCCAUAGGCCCCUAUAUACCGCCUCCUCAUGCUGCUGCCAGGUCCAGAGUCUCUCAUGGGUCCCUGUACGGCCUCCCAUUGCUGCUGUCUCCAUCGCCACACUCUGCCAUGUGCCACUUACUGCU
Messenger RNA from Staurois parvus, 313 nucleotides. The record is from the annotation of a GenBank genome assembly. Lineage: Eukaryota; Metazoa; Chordata; Amphibia; Anura; Ranidae.